AUGUGGUCAAAUGUAGUUGAAUCUUCCAAUUCGUGGAUACGAGAGGAACGCCACUUGCGUAACACAAAGUUGAUUGAUAGUGUAAGAAUUAAGUUGAUGAGGAAAAUUGCUAAGAGGAGGGAACUUGUUAAUAAAUGGAAUGGUUUGAUAUGCCCUAAAAUGGAGUCCAAGUUGCAUGAUGGUUUUAAUACUUCGAGGCCAUGGAUUGUUAGUUCAUCUGGAAAUGAUGUCUAUGAGGUGCAUUCACAUCCAUCUGUUUCAGUUGACAUUAGUAGACAGAUAUGUUCUUGUGGCGAGUGGCAGUUGAAAGGGUUUCCAUGUGCACAUGCAGUUGGUGCUAUACAAAAGAGUGGACAUAAUUUGAGUUUAUUUGUUAAUCAAUACUUCUAUGUUCAAAGUUAUCGAGAGUCCUAUUCUUUUCCCAUAUAUCAUGUUCCUUCAAUUUGGAAACCAGAUUGUAAUGUUGAUGGUGAUAGUGAAAUUGUUCUUCCUCCUUUGUCUAAGAAGCAACCAGGAAGGCCAAAUAAGAAGAGGAUUCGUUCGAAUGGUGAGAAAGUGAGGCAAAUUACUUGUAGUAGAUGUGGGAAGGUUGGGAAUCACAAUAAGAAAUCGUGUAAGGAGGCUUUGUGA
Molecule: messenger RNA, 630 nt
Organism: Camellia sinensis
Lineage: Eukaryota; Viridiplantae; Streptophyta; Magnoliopsida; Ericales; Theaceae
Source: RefSeq, a predicted model, not a curated record